Messenger RNA from Effrenium voratum, 451 nucleotides. NCBI's taxonomy places the organism in Eukaryota, Dinophyceae, Suessiales, Symbiodiniaceae. The record is from the annotation of a GenBank genome assembly.
GCUCGAAGCGAAGUUCCAUCAUACGAUUUCGAUCGAGCGCCCCCGUUUGCCAUGAUGCAGCUACCUCUUGAGAGCGAAUGUACAACUCCUGACUUCGUGACGGAGCUUUUGUCUGAGAAUGACACCGUCCUCACCUUCGUAUGCUUUGUUCUUGGCUGGCUCGUUUGUCGGGCUGGCCUUCCCACUCGUGUCAAUGCAGCCGCUUGGCACAAGGGCUUGUUGGGGAAGCUCUCCGAGAAGGUUCACCUCGGCAAGUGUGCAGCGCCUGAGGAGGUGCUCAGACUUCCGGCGUCCGGGAGGUUCUCGGUCACCCCGCGGCGCAGCUCGAGCUGUGAAAAUCUUGGACGCCUGGGCUGAUUUGUUGCCCGGGCUUCGAGACGCAGGUCGGAGCUUUGCGCGAGGCCCCUUGCAGGCGAAGGUGACUGACUGGCGCAACUUGCGCUCGGCAGGA